Mangifera indica (mango) is the source of this 1781-nucleotide messenger RNA. Its product is annotated as beta-glucuronosyltransferase GlcAT14A-like. Gene Ontology annotation, molecular function: glucuronosyltransferase activity. The transcript is spliced from 4 exons. The record is from RefSeq and is a predicted model, not a curated record. Gene Ontology annotation, cellular component: membrane. Bases 228 to 1424 code for a protein of 398 amino acids. Lineage: Eukaryota; Viridiplantae; Streptophyta; Magnoliopsida; Sapindales; Anacardiaceae.
CCAACCCCAACUUAAAAAUACAGUUCUUUCUUUUUCUUCAUUCAGAUCAAAGGACUGAAUCCUCAUCUUCUUCCCAAAAUUUUACAUGUCAUUUGUAAAAACCUAACCCUUAAAAUAUACCCACUUGAGACAUUGUCUUUGAGCUUUAAACCUCAGUUUUUGGUGAUUUUUGAGGCGCCCAUUAAUGAUUAAUCAAGAGAAAGUGAGAAUUUUGUAGUGGGUUUUUGAUGGGGGCAGAGAAGCGAUGGCUUUUCACUCUGUUUUCGGCUGCAUUAUUGUCACUCUUGUUACUGUUACUCUACUCUUUCUCAACUUUUAGUAAUUCUUCUUCAAAGCCUUUCCCUUCUAUAAUUCAUCACGGGGCUCACUAUCCUCCGGCUUUUGGUUACUAUAUCUCGGGCGGUAGGGGUGAUAAGGACCGGAUCUUUCGUUUGCUUCUCGCGACUUAUCAUCCCAGAAAUCGGUAUUUGUUGCAUCUGGGAGUCGAUGCGUCGGAGGAAGAGAGAUUGAGGCUCGUUGCGGCGGUUAAGUCGGUUCCGGCGAUUCGGAGUUUUGGGAAUGUUGACGUUGUGGGGAAGCCUGAUAGACUCACUUACAUGGGGUCCAGUAAUUUGGCUGCCAUUCUUCGUGCGGUUGCCAUUUUGUUGAAGAUUGAUAAGGGUUGGAAUUGGUUUGUUUAUUUGAGUGCUGCUGAUUAUCCUCUUGUUACUCAAGAUGAUCUAGCCCAUGUGUUCUCUUCUGUGAGGAGAGACCUCAAUUUCCUUGAUCACACCAGUGACCUUGGAUGGAAAGAAGUUCAAAGGAUCCAACCUAUUGUAGUUGAUCCAGGGCUCUACUUAGCAAGGAGAAGCCAGAUUUUUCAGGCCACAGAGAAGCGAGCAACACCUGAUGCUUUUCAAGUAUUCACAGGUUCACAAUGGUUUUUCUUGAGCCGACCUUUUCUGGAAUUUUGUCUCUUUGGUUGGGAUAACCUACCUCGAACCCUUCUCAUGUAUUUUAACAAUGUAAUGUUAUCUCAAGAAUCCUAUUUCCACUCUGUCAUUUGCAAUGCACCGGAGUUUAAGAAUACAACUGUAAACAGUGAUUUAAGAUAUAUGAUAUGGGACAAUCCUCCAAAAAUGGAGCCUCACUUUCUAAAUGCCCCUGAUUUUGAUCAAAUGGUACAUAGUGGAGCUGUCUUUGCAAGACAGUUUGAGAAGGAUGACCCUGUGCUGAACAUGGUUGAUGAAAAGAUCCUCAAGCGUGGACGUUAUCGAGCUGUCCCAGGGGCAUGGUGUUCUGGCCGAAGAAACGGGUGGAUAGAUCCUUGCUCCCAGUGGGGUGACGUCAACAUAUUGAAGCCUGGACCCCAGGCGAAAAAGUUAGAAGAGACCAUUACAAACCUCCUCGAUGACUGGAACUCACAGUUGAAUCAAUGCAAAUGAAGGUCAGAAAACUGCUUAACAUUUUGAGUAUUGGCGCAAAUUUUUGGCAUCACAAACAUGUAAAAUGUUCCACGGCUACUGUCAACUGAGACAUUCUUUGGUGUUAAGGCCAACUUUUGGAGGUUACUGAAAUCACUCACAGGCUGUAAUUGUGUUCAUAAAUGGAGGCAGAGUGAAGAAGGGGAGAAAGGAGAAGGAUUGACAUUGAGCUGAUCGAUCAAUAAGAGGGUCUCCCUAGUUUGCCGUCAUUUGCACGUUGUAUUUUCUACCUAUCUGGUUUAUUUAUUAGACAGUACUUGGAUUCAGAAACAGUUCAUUCUUUAAAUUCUAAUUUGUUGUAUUGAUCUCUUUACCAUA